Messenger RNA from Cornus florida, 1226 nucleotides. Its product is annotated as nuclear cap-binding protein subunit 2-like. The transcript is spliced from 8 exons. Gene Ontology annotation, molecular function: RNA cap binding. Lineage: Eukaryota; Viridiplantae; Streptophyta; Magnoliopsida; Cornales; Cornaceae. The record is from RefSeq and is a predicted model, not a curated record. Gene Ontology annotation, biological process: mRNA cis splicing, via spliceosome. Gene Ontology annotation, cellular component: nuclear cap binding complex. Bases 115 to 879 code for a protein of 254 amino acids.
ACCCAUCAAGGAAUUUUAACCGGCUACCCGUUAGACCCGGAUGUUUAUCUUUUAGGGCUUAUUUUUUGCUCCAUUGUUCUUGAGUUUCCAGUUUGGCGCUCUGUUCUGACGACGAUGGCUUCUCUGUUCAAGGAUCCAAGUAAGAUUUCAGCAUAUCGGGAUAAAAGGUUUCCAGGAACGCAGGAAGAAUUUGAAGAUGCACUCUUGACCUCAACGACUGUUUAUAUUGGGAACAUGUCCUUUUAUACAACAGAAGAGCAAGUUUACGAGCUAUUCACUCGAGCUGGAGAAAUUAAAAAGAUAAUCAUGGGUUUGGACAAGAACACAAAAACUCCUUGCGGCUUUUGUUUUGUCUUGUACUACUCUAGAGAAGAUGCUGAGGAUUCAGUGAAAUAUAUAAGUGGGACCAUUCUAGAUGAUCGCCACAUUCGUGUUGAUUUUGAUUGGGGAUUUCAAGAAGGAAGGCAAUGGGGCCGUGGUCGAAGUGGUGGACAGGUACGGGAUGAAUAUCGCACUGACUAUGAUCCUGGCAGAGGUGGUUACGGAAAGCUGGUUCAGAGAGAAUUGGAAGCACAAAGACAGCUAGUAGAUUAUGGUGCUGGAUCGUUAGCCUCUUUCCCUCCUGUUAUGCCGUCUCGCUAUGGUGGUAGACAUGGUGGAAAUCAUGGCCACGGGGGCUCUUAUCGGCAGGGUAGAGAUUACCAACGCAAAAGACCUCGGGAAGACGACCGCCGUGGACCAGAGAUCUCAAAGAGAAGUUCAGAUCAUGAAUCUCGGAGAAACUCCGAUCACGACUCCAGACCGGAGAAGAAUCCACGUUUCCGUGAGAGUGGCGAUUCUGAUGACGACGAGGAAGAUGAUAGGAAACGUAGGGCUUAGCUGUGGAUGAUGUAUGCAGUGAUUAGUGACAUCUCUGUCUAAAACUUCUGGAUUUGUUACUUGGAAGCAAUAGAUUUCGCUUCUUUAGAGCCUAAUCGCAGCAUCAUGGAGCUAUUGUGCUGGGACAUUUGAACUGCAGUUGUUUAGAUACUGACCUAAACUGCGAGUUUGAAAUAUGUUGUAUGCAAAAAGAAAAUCCCUGAUGUGUCCUACUGAGGUGAUCUACAUAGUUAAAACUAAGAUCUAUCGACUCUAAACUCGUACGAUGACUUUUUCUCUGCAAAUGUCAAGAAAUUCUACACUGGUAAAGCACGUUUAGAAUCCAAGGAAAAUUGUUUGCACUACCA